Messenger RNA from Hirundo rustica (Barn swallow), 2320 nucleotides. RefSeq names its product tRNA-yW synthesizing protein 5 (gene TYW5). Bases 45 to 1001 code for a protein of 318 amino acids. The record is from RefSeq and is a predicted model, not a curated record. Lineage: Eukaryota; Metazoa; Chordata; Aves; Passeriformes; Hirundinidae. Gene Ontology annotation, molecular function: 2-oxoglutarate-dependent dioxygenase activity; tRNA binding. The transcript is spliced from 8 exons. Gene Ontology annotation, biological process: wybutosine biosynthetic process.
CUCUUUCCGGGGGAAGCGCCGGGGCGGACGCGGUGCCCGCGGCCAUGGAGCGGCGGGAGCCGGCGGCCGUGGUCCUGGAGCGCCUGGACGGGGUGACCCGGGAGCGCUUCCUGCGGGACAUCUACCCGCGGAGAAAGCCGGUAGUGCUGACAGGACUGGAACUGGGCACUUGCACCACCAAAUGGACAGUAGAUUACUUGAGCCAAGCUGAAGGAUCUAAAGAAGUGAAGAUUCAUGUUUCUGCAGUGCCACAGAUGGAUUUCCUCAGUAAGAACUUUGUGUAUAGAACUCUGCCUUUUGAUGUAUUUGUACGAAGAGCAGCUGAAGUCAAGCACAAGGAGUACUUUCUUACUGAGGAUGAAAAGUACUAUUUGCGAUCAGUGGGUGAAGAUGUUAGGAAGGAUAUUGCAGAUAUCAGGAAGCAGUUUCCUAUUUUAGCAGAAGAUGUUCAUAUUCCAGAGUACUUUGAGAAGGAACAGUUUUUCUCUAGCGUCUUCCGCAUCAGCUCAGCUGGAUUACAGUUAUGGACACAUUAUGAUGUAAUGGACAACUUCUUAAUCCAAGUCACAGGAAAAAAACGAGUUGUUCUAUACAGUCCUCGAGAUGCACCAUAUUUAUAUUUAUCAGGUACUAAAUCAGAGGUGCUGGAUGUGGAUAACCCAGACCUGGAGAAAUAUCCCCUUUUUGUGAAAGCCAAGCGCUAUCAAUGUGUUUUGGAAGCAGGAGAUGUGUUAUUUAUUCCGGCUUUGUGGUUCCAUAAUGUAAUUUCUGAGGAAUUUGGAGUGGCACUGAAUGUCUUUUGGAAGCACCUUUCUGCUGAGUCCUAUGAUAAGACUGACACUUACGGAAAUAAAGAUCCCAUGGCAGCCUCUAGAGCUAUACAGAUCUUGGACAGAGCCUUGAAAACACUUGAAGAACUACCUGAGGAAUAUAGGGAUUUUUAUGCUCGGAGAAUGGUGUUACGUAUCCAAGAAAAAGCCUAUAGGAGUGAUUAUGGAUAAAGUAACACACUGUAAUUCAGCAAGGUCCCUUGCAAGUAGAAAAUUGUAUGUUAGUAUGAAAACUGUCCAUAUGUACUUACAUACACUUUCUGUGAGACCAAUAAAAAUUCAUCUAUAACAAAGUUGAUCUUUUAGAUUUUCUUUCUGGUUUUUCAUGUGCAGUGAGGUCACAGUCUGCUUGAUCCAGAGAUGGUUUCUUUUCUACCAUGACAUUUGCAGUACUUCCACUUAUAACUGUACUUUUUUGGAAUGUUCUACCUAAAUUUUUCUGAACAAAAGUUUUGCUAUGUGGUCUGACAGCAUGUAUGCGUAGAAGUAACUGCACAUCUUUGUGAAUGCAACCUCAUUAAAUUUUAGGAAAGUCAUAGUGGUUUCUGAGGAGGUCCAAGCAAGCCAUUGGUGGUAGCUGUAAUGGUCAUGGUUUCUUUUUAAGUAAUAACCUGGCAAUUAGUGUAGGGAGUUUCUUCUCCCCCUUGUAGUGAAACAGAGUGGGUACAGGAAAAAAAAGCAAAAAUUAACCAUGCAAGGUUACACUUAAAAUUGUACAGCAGCUUGACUACAAGGUAAUUGAUUUACCCUUUUCCUAGCUCGAUACUGUAUUACUGCAGGGGAAUUCUAUCUUUUUUGUCACUGCCUCAGUGCAGUAUCUGCCCGUGCAGACAGCAUUGCUGUUCCUGCAGCUGUGACACACUUGCCUAAUGUUGCCCACAAACCCAUUCAGAUACAGUCCAGUAUCUGCAGUGGAGUUCAUAGAUGUGGAGUAGCCACAGAACCUGUUGGGAGCUGUAUUUGACCGUGCUCUUUGUUACCAUAUGAAAGGGGGUUUGCAUAGCACCUUUUGGGGUGGAGCCUGUUGUUUAGGCAUUGUAGGUUACUUUUUCAGCAGAUUGUGGUGCUUACAAAAGCACUGUGAAAUAAAGGUGGGAAUCUGACAAAAAAUCAUUGACUCUUUGAAGUUAUUUGAAGCCCCUGAAGUUAUUACUUAUGCUGUUUGGGAAAUGAAGCAUUUAUCUGACUUAGGUCAGUCUGUUACUUCUAGCAAUGUUUUUUGAGAAUUGUAACUUGUCAAAAGCUCUUAGACUAAAUAAAUGUGUAGUGUUAAAAAAUGCUGGAUAAAAGCUUUCUUCAGAAGAGCAGGAGCUUGAACACUGCAGAUUAUUCUUCUAAACCUGUUCUUCUUGGCAGUUCAACACAGUGAAAAUAGUCUGGUACCAUGUGAAUGGGCACCCAGCCACCUCAAUGAAUAAGCAUGAAUGGAACCAGCCAAGCGAUUCUGACGGGCAUCAUUGUACGUUCUGAGGGUAGAAUUUAAAUUUGGG